Messenger RNA from Purpureocillium lilacinum, 900 nucleotides. The record is from RefSeq and is a predicted model, not a curated record. NCBI's taxonomy places the organism in Eukaryota, Fungi, Ascomycota, Sordariomycetes, Hypocreales, Ophiocordycipitaceae.
AUGAUUAUCAACGGCGAGACGUACGCCUGCGAGGCCUGCAUUCGCGGCCACCGCACCGCAAGCUGCCAGCACAAAGAUCGUCCUCUACAGCUCAUCAAGAAGAAGGGACGGCCCGUUUCUCAGUGCAAUCACUGUCGCUCCAUGCGUCAGUCGCGGUCUGCGCAUGUCAAGUGUGAGUGUGCAAAGAGGGCUCGUGAAGGGAGACUCGACGCGGCGACGGUCAACGGGGGCAGAGAACCGUGCCGCUGCUUCGAGGACGGCGUCUGCAGGUGCGCUUUCAAGCGAGAUCAUCCGGCUUCGGACACGUUGUCGCCCUCUGGCUCUGAACACGGCACAAACACCUCAGUCUUGGCCACAAGCGCGUCGCCAGCGACGCAAGGAUGCUGCGGAACCCCCUCCACCAGCGCGCCCGCCUCGGAUGCGCCACCUGGACUCGACGGCGCGCGUACGGGUGAUUCACAGCCUCAGCCUCCUGCAGCACCAACCGACGGCGUGAUAGAUUUCGAGACAUCCUGGAUGGAUGCCAUCCCGCACAACAUCGACCCCGACUUCCUCGGCGGCGCACCAUUCGACUUUUCCACUUUUGACAUGCAACCGAGCUCGUUUGACCUUGCAGCGCUCAGCGAGGCUCCCGCGGCACCGGCGACCAGUCACGCGGCGGCCUUCGACGAGGCGCCAGGAACCAUGGUAACACUGCCCAACCCGGACCUGGGCUCGACCACGGCCGAAUGGAUGCCCAACCAAUAUGGCGAGCAAGAAAUCAGCGUCUUUGGCGUCCCCGAAUCGGCGUGGCUUGAGAGCCUGGGGAUGGGGGACUCCAAGAUAGAGCUGCUUCCCGAUGAAGAUAGAGCGGUCGGCCACACUGGCGGCGGACUGCAUCAUGGCGAUGCGCCACGGUGA